AAAGUACAAAGUACUUUCUCAAGUGUGCAUUUCUUAGAGUAAUUUACUUGACUAAGACUCAAACAAGAAGUUUCCUUGCAACCAAACGGAAAACGCAUGGAUUUUUUUUAAAAAAGCUCAGAAAAGACCAAGACUCCGUUUAGAAUAAUCUAUAUAAAUAGAGACCAAAACAAUCUAAAAAUGGGAUACAAACUGAUACCCAGAUCACGACUUAACUUCAAAGACAGUAAACAGUUUUGAUUGAGUUGUGUGUCUGAAACAGAAAAUGGAGGUGAAGCCGGUGGUGGCAGUGGUGACACAGAAGCUGACAGAUACGCUGAAUGAUGAAUCAGUAGCUGAUAACAAAGUUAUGAUGCAUCAACUGAAAGGGGUUCAGAAGUCUCUUGGGAAGCUGCAAAGCUUCUCCAAAGAAGAUGACGUUUGUGAUGCAUCCCAGAGGACAAAAGACCAUCUUCAUGUGGUCUAUCAGAUCGAGGAUGAAGUUGAAAAGUUCACCUUCACAGUUGCUCGACAGAGAAAGAUAUUUGGUUUCUUAAUGAAACAUACAUUCUUCUUCAAUAAUCUCAAUUCUUGUAGUAGGCUAAAACGGAAAAUAAAGAAAAUCCAGUUAAGUAUUUCCGGUUCAGCUGAAGAUGUCAUUACUCCGUCCUCGGCUUCUAGGGGUAAUCGAUGGGAGCAACGUAACUCUCCCACAAGCAGUUCUGAUGAAGAAGAUUGUAACGAUGAUGAUGAUGGAGGUUUCUACGAUGAAACACAUGUGCUGACACAAAAGAGCUCAUCGUCUGUUUGGCCGAUUUCGGAAAUCCCAAGCACCCCGAGUCCUACUCGGGGGGUUUUGACUCGAUCAUUCACCAUGAUCCCACAUCUUCAGGAGAAUGUGCAACAACGCAAGAAGCUAACGUUCAGCUAUUCUUAUAAUGAAGAAGAGAUGGAUAUUGUAGGUUUCAGAGAAGAGCGUCUUCAGCACCCAAAACAGAUGUCGAAUUUCUCUUACCAAGAAGAAGAUCUGGGCCUUUUCGGGCUGAAUGAUGAUAUCAAGAGCCUAGUGAAUCGGCUUACGGAAAAGUCUGUUUGUAGACUUAAUUAUGAUUUCAAAAAUCCAGUGAAACAACGACGGGGAAUGUUUAUCCCAAUUGUUGGUGAGGUGGGUUCUGGAAAGACCACCCUUGCUCGUGCAGUCUAUAGAAACAGAAAGAUCAAGGAUCACUUUGAAUUUCAUGAUUGGAUUUCCGUGAUGGAAGAGUAUACUGCAGAAAGGAUCUUGCUCAGCAUGUCGAAGAAGGUCAUUACGGAAAAGGAUAAUGGACCAAUGAGCCCAAAGGAUCAAGAACUAAAAAGCAGAGUCUUUAACCACCUCAAGGGUAAGAGGUACCUGAUUGUGCUGGAUGGUGUUGGGAAUUCUGGUCUGGUGGAAAAUCUGAAAGACGCCUUCCCAGAUGAAAAUAACGGAAGUAAGGUACUUUUCACAUCUCGUGAAGUUCGGAGAUGUCCAGGUCAGCAUAUUAUGGAUCAGCUAAGCGAAGAGAAAAGCUGGAAUAUGUUUCUGAAAGAGGCUGGAAAGGAAAAGAAGGCUGAUAAAAUCGAACUGAGGUUGAAAUAUAGGAUCUUGGAAAUAUGCAGAGGUCUGCCUCUCAAUAUUGUCCUAGUUGGUGCACUGCUCUCGACUAAGAGAGUAACUAGAUGGUCCUCGGCAAUUUCUCGUGGCAAUUGUUCUGAUGAAGUUCUGUCCCUCUGUUAUAACGACCUGACCACCCACUUAAAGCUUUGCCUGUUAUACCUGACUCUUUUCCCAAAAGAUUAUGACAUUCCAGUACGGAGGCUGCUGAGGCUAUGGCUUGCCGAGGGGUUUGUGAUGAGAAGAUCCCAACAGCCAUUUCCUGAGGAUUUGGUACAGAAAUAUUUCGAAGAAUUGGUUCAAAGAAGUAUGAUUCAGAUAACCAAACUGAGGUCCGACAACAGCCCUAGACACUGUCGUUUAGUUUCUGUUCUUCAUGACUAUCUGCUGCCAAGAGCCCAGGAUAUCAGCCUUUUCUACAUCCACCGCAAUUUGGAGCACAGUGAAGAUGCUGCAAGUCCCUUUGGUGUACGUCGGAUGGUUCAGCACAUGAGCACCACUGGAGCCCUGACCACCAACACAAGGGGACGUGCCAUUAUCUCUUCUGCAAGUUCCCUUUCUUGUGGCUGUUUGAGUUGUCGAGAAGACACACCUACUGAUAUGGCUACUUCACAUUCUAUCCCUCCAGAUCUCCAGCAAUCACAGGUUCAGAAUUCUACUUUUGACCCUUCUCUUGUGAGGUCUUAUGUGUCCUUUAACUUCCAACGCAAGGACAUGCCAGCGAGAGAAGUAGGUAUGUUUUUGGGUAGAAUCAUCAACAGUGACUUUCGGUUAUUGAGGGUGCUUGAUCUAGAGGGUGUGAACAAACCUACUCUCCCGGAUAAGCUUGGCCAUUUGCGUCUUUUGAGGUACCUGGGACUGAGACGAACAUACUUGGAGAGUCUACCUGAAUCAGUGGGCGACCUAUCUUAUCUAGAAACGCUAGAUGUAAAGCACACUCGUGUAGAUAGUCUACCUGACUCCAUUUGGAAGCUCAAACAGCUUCGUCAUCUCAAUCUGAAUAACAUUCGACUUGCCAUGCCACCUAGCAGUUCUUUAACUCUCCUCACCCUAUGGGGAUUGGUUUUAGAUGAGAAGAUAAAACCAAAUGAAGGUUUGGGCAAGUUGCUUGAUCUUAGAGAGUUGGGUAUUAAGUUCAACUUAAGCACAAGCCAAGGUGUUUUGCUUGACUGGGUUGCUAAGUUAGAAAAUCUUCAGUCUUUGCGGUUGACAUCCGUAGAUGAGAUGGGUCGCCCUUCGAAGCUAGUUUUGAAGCCACUAGUGAACUUGGACAAACUUUCUCAUCUUAAUCUGUAUGGUCACUUACAAAGAUUACCCUAUCCAAAGGAAUUCCCGCCAACAGUUAAGGUUCUCACCUUAUCAAUUUCUCAGCUAAGCAUGGAUCCAAUGGAGACCCUGGAACAACUACCUUGUCUGAUUGUGUUGAGGCUCUUGGCCAAGUCAUUCACAGCAGAAAGAAUGGCUUGCCAUCGAGGAGGAUUUAAAAAACUUCGGGUUUUGAAGCUGUGGAUGCUGAUGGAGUUGGAGGAAUGGGAUGUAGAGGAAGAAGCAAUGGAGAGCCUCAAAGAAUUAGACAUCAGAUGCUGCCAUAAGUUGAACAAUAUCCCUUGUAGACUACUGCAAAAACAGAAAUGCCUGGAGGAAUUAAUACUGACAGACAUGCCCGAUGAAUUUGUAGCCCAGACCAAGAGAAAGAAAUCCAAGGACACUUCUCUCACAAUCAACCCUUGGAAAUUUGCUCCCUAGGCUCUCACGUAAGCCAGUCUUGCAUUAGUUAGAAAGCUCAAACCUGCCAUCAUGAAGUGCUAAAACUCGUUAGUUAUUCAGCAGAAAUAUUCAUUGUGCAUACAUCUUCUCGAAGCUCUCGUGUUUUGUUACUGUUUCUAGUCCUUUUACAUUCCGGAUGUAUGAUAGUUCCAAUCUGUGGUUUUAUAGUUCAACCAAAUUGUUUGUACUAAUGAAUCCAUGGCUACUCCGAAGGAAAGUUAAACAAGAAGCAAAUUGUCUUUAUUUGUAAAAUUAUUCAUCUUUUUC
This is a messenger RNA of Cynara cardunculus var. scolymus (artichoke), 3649 nucleotides long. Its product is annotated as putative disease resistance RPP13-like protein 2. Gene Ontology annotation, molecular function: protein binding; ADP binding. Gene Ontology annotation, biological process: defense response to other organism. Bases 266 to 3361 code for a protein of 1031 amino acids. Lineage: Eukaryota; Viridiplantae; Streptophyta; Magnoliopsida; Asterales; Asteraceae. The record is from RefSeq and is a predicted model, not a curated record. The transcript is spliced from 2 exons.